Psilocybe cubensis is the source of this 2415-nucleotide messenger RNA. RefSeq lists its product as uncharacterized. The transcript has 4 exons. The record is from RefSeq and is a predicted model, not a curated record. Bases 1 to 2415 code for a protein of 804 amino acids. Lineage: Eukaryota; Fungi; Basidiomycota; Agaricomycetes; Agaricales; Agrocybaceae.
AUGUUGUCACGACUCCACGUUGUGGCGCUAUGCCUAGGAGCGUUCGUAAACUCUGUCCAGGCGGCCACUGGUGGCUCGUUCGUGGAAGCAGGUCAUACGAAAGUUAGCGCUUUGCUGAUGUUCCUUGGUGAUAAUGAGGGCGUAUACAUUUUGGACAAAGCAGAAGGAAACGCCGCUCAGGUUGCAGGACACCCUGCCUGGGGUUCUCGUUGGGAUAUUGCGACACACAAUGUCGAUGUUAUGGAUGUCAAAAGCAAUUCUUUCUGUUCCUCAGGGAUGCAUCUUCCCAACGGCUCCUUCGUCACCUUCGGCGGAAACGACGGAAUCACAAUCGGCGGCAAAGUCGGUUCUCAGAAGAACCCAGACGGAACGGGACAUUGGGACAGCAUCUACCAAGAUUUCGACGGCAGGAAGGCGAUUCGUAUCCUCAACCCCUGUAGCUCGAACGAGAACUUCUUGUCCCCCAAGUGCACAUGGUACGACGAGAUUGAGCACCUCUCUAUGAAGAGAAAUCGCUGGUACGCUGCAGCUGAGCCGCUCGGCGAUGGUACCGUGGUCAUCCUUGGCGGAUUUGUCAGUGGUGGAUACAUAAAUCGCUGGAAACCGGACAGACCCAAUGUCGACGCUAUCACUCAGGCUGGGCUUGCGGAGAACAGCUACGAAUAUUUCCCCGCAAAGGCUAAGGAUGCGGAGGUCGUCGACUUCUUGGUCAAGACUUCCGGUCUGAACUCUUAUGCGCACACCUACCUGAUGCCCUCUGGCUUGAUGCUUGUGCAAGCCAACCAUUCUACAAUGUUGUGGGACCACAGUCUCAAUAAAGAAUAUCCUCUACCCGAUAUGCCCAAGGGCGUCAUUCGUGUCUACCCCGCCUCUGGUGGUGUCGCCAUGCUCCCCCUCACCCCGGAGAACAACUACACACCAACGCUACUCUUCUGCGGUGGUUCCGACAUGCCAGAUGAUAACUGGGGAGACUACGGCGGCCCCAACGUCGACCCCUGGCUAUUCCCCGCCUCGGCCGACUGCCAGCGCUUGACACCCGAACCCGCAGAUAAGACAAAGCCCGUUGCAUACGAACAGGACGACGAUAUGAUUGACCGGCGGACGAUGGGCCAGUUCAUCAAUCUGCCUGAUGGAACACUUCUCAUGAUCAACGGUGGACGCAACGGCACCGCUGGUUACGCCGACAAGACAAACGAUACGCCUGGCCCGCUGAUGCCGUUUGGACCAUCUCUGGCAUCCGACCCCGUCUUCACACCUGCGAUUUACAACCCCAACGCCCCGCGGGGAAGCCGCUGGUCAAACAAGGGUCUUGCUCCGUCGACGAUCCCCAGGAUGUACCACUCCGUUGCGAUCCUCCUCCCCGAUGCGUCGGUGUUCGUCGCAGGUUCGAACCCCAAUGCGGAUGUAAAUAUGGACGUCAUGUACCCGACCGAGUACCGUUCUGAGAUCUUCUACCCGCCUUACUUCAACGCGAAGGUGCGCCCCGCACCAACUGGCGUUCCAAACAGGCUAUCGUACGGUGGGCCCGCUUUCGACAUCACGCUCUCGGCGAGCUCGUACACCGGCGCUGCGAACGCCGCGGCGGAGAAGACCAAGGUUGUGAUUAUGCGCGGCGGGGUGACCACCCAUGCCAUGAACAUGGGGCAAAGGCACAUGGAGCUCGCGACCUCGUUCACUGUCAACAAAGACGGCUCGAUUACGCUGCACGUCGCGCAGCCUCCACCGAACCCGAACCUGUUCCAGCCCGGCCCUGCAUUCCUCUACGUCGUCGUCGACGGCAUCCCGAGCAACGGCACGUAUCUCAUUGUUGGCUCAGGCAACAUCGGCGUGCAGCCUACGCAGCCUGCCAGCGUGCUCCCUGCGAGCGUCCGCCUCGACAGCGUCUCCGGCGCAGGUGACAAGACAAAUUCGAACUCGAACGCGAACGCGAACGCGGCGGGUGAGGAGGAGAAGAGCAAUUUGCCGGUGAUCAUCGGGUGCAUCGUCGGUGGUGUUGUGGUCGUGGGUGUGCUCGGCGCGCUGAUCGCGGUGUGCAUGAAGCGGCGGGCGCGCAGCGCAGCGCGUAUGCCGCCGUCUAAAGAGUUCGGCGCGGGUAUGGCUGCUGGUGCGGGUGCGGUCGGUGGCAAGCCCGCCGUCAGUGGGUGGACGACGCACGAUGACUCGUCGAGCGUGUUUGUGCCGCUCGCUAAGGGCGGUGCGGGCUACGCGGAUGAGACGGGGAGCAGCAUACAUGCGCCGUAUAAGGAUGAUAUGGGGCGUGGCACCAACUCGUUUGGAAGUAGGAGCCAGGUGUUUGGGAAUGAUGCCUAUGAUCCAUAUUCGGGGCAGCCACCCAUGGCACAUGCGCAUGGACAUGAGUACGCGACGUCCACGACGCAGUUGAAUUCGUAUCAACAGCAAGGAGGAUAUCGGUAG